Capsicum annuum is the source of this 1214-nucleotide messenger RNA. Its product is annotated as protein NETWORKED 3C-like. Gene Ontology annotation, cellular component: vacuolar membrane. The transcript has 3 exons. Bases 165 to 989 code for a protein of 274 amino acids. Gene Ontology annotation, molecular function: actin binding. NCBI's taxonomy places the organism in Eukaryota, Viridiplantae, Streptophyta, Magnoliopsida, Solanales, Solanaceae. The record is from RefSeq and is a predicted model, not a curated record.
AGCAUAGUAGGUAGAAAGAGUGAGUGGGAGGGAGAGGAGUUAUUCAAACGUGUGAGUGAGUUCAUCAAGUUUUAUUCAAACUUUGGCUUCUAAAUUUGUCAGGUGUGCUGCAGUCUAAAAUUAUACUCUUUAGUCUAUAGAUCUACAUUUUAGAACUAGAGAAAAUGGUUGAGGCAAAAGACAAGCUAUCGUCACACUGGUGGUGGUUGGAUAGUCAGAAGAAGGGAACUCCAACUCGCUCACCAUGGCUUCAAUCAACUCUAGCUGAACUAGAUGAUAAGACCGAGGCCAUGCUGAAGAUAGUUGAACAAGAUGCAGAUUCCUUCGCCCAAAGAGCAGAGAUGUAUUACAAGAAGCGACCACAGCUCAUUAACAUGAUUGAGGAUUUCUAUAGGACUCAUCGUUUGUUAGCUGAGAAGUAUGAUCAAAUCAAGUGUGAAUCUGGUACUCGCCUUGUGUCACCGUGGAUGUCCCCAUUGUCUUUAACCAAGUUUGCACCAAAAAAACUGAUGAGCGCCACUGAAAUAUCAUACGAUAGCUAUUCGGCCUUUGGCCCUGAGUCUGAGUUAUCAGAUAAUAUGUCUGAGGUCGAGGAUCCUGACUUAGAAGAAGAAGAAAUACAAACCCCUCGAUCAGAAAAAAUGGAAGUAUCAAGUGGCUUUCAUUUGAACAAUGAUGAAGUAGUGAAGCUGAGAGAAGAAAUUGAGAGGCUGAAAGAAGAGAGCAGAGUUCAGCAGGAGCUUCUAGUGCAGAAAGAUGAAGAGAAAAGAGAGGUCAUCAGGCAGCUCAGUUUAGCUAUGGAUUUGCUGAGGGAUGAAAACAUUAUGCUGAGGAAGAGUGCUACUAAGGCAUCGUCUCCAAAGAAGGAAAACAUCAUUGAGCUCAAGACAUUAAAAGAGGGGUUCCGGAAACCAUUAUCUCCGAAGAAUGAAAACAACAUUGAGCUCAAGACAUUCAAGGAGGGGUUCUGGAAGAGGCUCUUCAAUUGAUCUCCUUAGUCAGAGACUACAGUUGAUCAUUCCGCAGUCUAGUUGUUGUGCAAUAUUGCUUCAUUCUUUUUAGUCUUCUUGUUGUCCAGAAGCAGUGUAAUAUAUGUAGGAUUCGCAAGUACUCUUUCAUUUGCUGUUCAGUACUCCUAUGUUAUUCUUGAUGUUAUUAUUGGUCUGACCCGACAGUAUAGUGCUAUAUAUAAAGUAUUGAAUUUCAGUUCUAAA